Molecule: messenger RNA, 1158 nt
Organism: Penicillium canariense
Lineage: Eukaryota; Fungi; Ascomycota; Eurotiomycetes; Eurotiales; Aspergillaceae
Product: Zn(II)2Cys6 transcription factor domain-containing protein
Exons: 1
Coding region: 1-1158 (385 amino acids)
Biological process (GO): regulation of DNA-templated transcription
Molecular function (GO): DNA-binding transcription factor activity, RNA polymerase II-specific; zinc ion binding
Source: RefSeq, a predicted model, not a curated record
AUGGUUCUGAAGGCAUGCGACCGGUGCUACGCGAGCAAAGAAAAAUGCACCUUUGCGGGCAAUGAUCAGCAGUGCACGAGAUGCCGUCGUCUCAAGAUCGCAUGCUCGACAUCACGGCGUAACAAGCGCAUAGGGCGCCGGCCUGCCGCGAAGGCCUUCCCGCAUGGGAAGAUGCAAGUCUGGAGCGUCGAGACGGAGCAGCAGGUCGGGACGCACCAACAAGAAGAACAACAGCAAAGCAGCCCAUCCAUGGCAAGCGAGGGUUCAUCCGCACACCAUGCACUCACGCGACGCUCAAAAUCAAUUUCGCCAUCUAAUAAUUCCAUGACAGAAGUCCCGACACCCCAAAAUCACGAUACGCUGGUCUUGGCACCUGAGAAACUGCUUGCAUCCCCGACCUCCCUCAGAACAACAUCAGAUGCCUUCCGCACAGUAAUGGAUCCAGAGCAGUUUUCAGUCAUACAUAUGCCAUUCAUGCUGGGAUCGAGUUUCAUUCCUGAAUCUCAGAAGACGGUCUAUACCAUUUUAUGCCUUUCUGCGCCGACUCUCACCGAGGGAUACUUGGCGUUCCUGGGGUUAAUGACGCGCUACCAGAGAUCGCCUGUCAUGCGUCAAGACAAGCCCGAUAUGAUGAAAGCUGCCAAAGGAUUGCAACGUUUGCGAAGCGUGCGAAUCACACAAGACUAUGAUGCAGCCUGUGCACUCUUCCUGGGUCAAACGAUGUACGUGUUCAAUGUACUCACCGCGCCGGACUCUUCGACAGCCCAUUCGAUUGUGCGAAGUGCCCUCAUGUCCACCAAAGCAUGGCUUCCGCGGUUGAUUCACUUUCCAAUCAUGGACACCAUCAUCAUGACGCCCAUGUUGAUCGAUGUCGUCGAAUGUUUGGCGCGGCGAGAGAUUCCGAUAAUACGGCUCCCCAACACGGAUCGCAUCAUUGUCGACCGCUAUGCAGGCCUCUGCGCAACGCUUCUGCCUCUGCUGUAUGAUCUCUGCGUGUGUAGCCAUACCAUGAAGAGGGGUGUUUUGGACGUCGGAUCUGAAUCCCCCUCCGGGAUAUACGAGCAACUCGCGGAUAUAGAGCGAACGAUCCUUGAAUGGAAGCCCCCAAUCCACCGGAACUUCUUCUCAAACACGGGCAACAUGAGGUGUUGGCAAUGA